ACACGUGGAUCUGGUAGGAAUCUUUGGCUUGGCUAGAUGCUCAUCAGGACAAAUCCAGGCCACAUUAUGAGGCUCAGGGAGAGCAGAGACUACACGGUGCAUACCAUAAGCGACAGAUCAUGCCUGAGUGUCAGCACACUGGCAAGCAGCAACGUCACCACCCAGCCUGGAGAUUCCCUGACCAGGAAAAUCUGCAUCACGAGGAAGCAGAACGAGAAGAAGAGGGUGGUGUGGGGCAUCGAGGUCGCUGAGGGCCUGCACUGGAAGGGCUGGGAGCUGGGCAAGGAGACCACGAGGAACCUGGUUCUGAAGAAUCUCUCCUCGAAAAUCCAGAAGAUAAAGUACAGGCCUCCCAAGACCAAGUUCUUCUUCACAAUCAUUCCCCAGCCCAUCUUCCUGAGCCCAGGCAUAAUGCUCACGCUCCCCAUCAUCUUCCGGCCUCUAGAAGAGAAGGAAUACACGGACCAGCUGUGGUUUGAGAAAGAAGAGGGGGCUUUCUGUGUGUUCUUGAAGGCCACCUUGCCUUGCCACAAGCUAGUCUGCCCAGAAUUCUUGCAACUGCCCAUGUGUGCCAUAGGGGACAUGGUGGAGACCUGGUUCUGUCUGAACAACGUCGGGGACCUGCCCACCUUCUUCACCUGGGAAGUUCCAAACCCAUUCCAGAUGCUUCCCACCUCUGGGUUACUGGAGCCAGGCCUGGGUUGUAAGAUCAAGGUGACCUUUGAGCCCCUCAUAGCUGUUAUUCACGAGGUGGAGGCCCUGUGCUGGUAUGGGAAGGGCAGCAGGCAGAAGAACAGCAUCCAGAUACAGGCUGCAGGUAAAUGUACACAGCUGCUGGUGAGCAUAAAGCACAAGCAGCCAGAGGACCAGGAUCCAGAGGGUUUCCAGAAGUUGUUACACUUCGGCCAUGUCUCUGUGGGCUCCACCGCCGAGCGCCAAAUCAGGCUGUAUAACCCAUCUGCGGUUAAUGCCCCCUUUAAGGUUGAAAUAGCCGAAGACGUGCUCACCAAAGACCAUGCCUUCUCAUGCUCCACGACCCACGGUAUGGUGCCCCCAGGAGAGAAGAAAUGCCUGUCACUGUUCUUCCACCCCAAUACCCUGGACAGCAGAACCAGAGACUACUUCUCCAUCGUGCCUGCUGGUUGCGCCUCCCAAACUCAGCUCCAAGUCGUCGGUUUCUGUAGAGGUCCCGAGGUGGUCCUGCAGCACUACUGCAUUAACUUCAGCUGGGUGAGGCUCGGGGAGCACGCAGAGCAGACCCUGUGGAUUGAGAAUCAGUCGGACUGCCCGGGCCACUUCCAGUUUGACAUUGACUGCCAGGAGAGCGUCUUCAGCAUCAGACCUACCUUUGGAACCCUGGCAGGCAAGGCCCGCAUCACCUUGCACUGUGUCUACCAGCCCAUACACCCUAUCAUCUGCUUCCGAAGGGUGGCUUGUCUCGUCCACCACCAGGACCCACUGUUUCUGGACCUGAUUGGGACCUGCCACUCAGAGAAUAUCAGGCCAGCCAUCCUGAGGCCUCAGCACCUCACCUGGUACCGAACACACCUGGCUCGGGGCCUGACACUCUACCCUCCUGACAUCCUGGCUGCCAUGCUGAAGGAGAAAAAGCUAGAACGGGAUGAGAAUGGGGCCCUCAUGUUGCCCAUUGAGUCUCUCCCUCUGCAGGAUCCGCACGACCAGCCAGCCCCAGUGUACCCCUCCAUCCCCCCCAUGGCAGAGUACUUUUUUGACGGCACCCGGGACAUGGCCAUCUUCCCCCCGGCUGUCAGUCUAGAGCCGAUCGAUGUGGACUUCGGUGGCUGUCCCAGGCCUGCGGACCCCAACCCUGUUCCCCUGUGCCUGAAGAACCACACCAAGGGCAAGAUCACCGUGAUCUGGACUCACAGGCCUGACUGCCCUUUCUGGGUCACCCCAGACACGAGCGACGUGCCUCCACUCAGGUCCAUAGCCCUGCGCCUGCAUUUCAAGCCGUCCUCUCCCAACUGCCUCUAUGCUGUGGAGCUGGAAGCCUUCGCCGUCUACAAGGUCCUUCAGAAUUACAGCAACAUUGAGGAGGACUGUACAGUAGCCCCAUCCUGGUGUCUGAAGGUUCGGGCUCGAGGCCACAGCUAUUAUCCUGCCUUAGAGCACCACAUUCCCCAGUAUUCCCUGGACGCACCCAAGACGUUCCCAGCUGUGUCCUCUGGAAAGCCCACCUACAGAAGCCUGCUUCUGGUCAACAAAGGCUCCAUGAUGCUGACCUUCAGCCUAGCUCCCAACAGCAGCUUGGACAUCUCCCUGAGGCCUGCCUCUGGCCUCAUAGCUCCUGGGGCCCACCAGGUCUUCCUCAUCAACACAUACCCCAAGGGCACCUCAUGGAAGCAGCAUGUCUUCUACCUGCAGUUCAACUUUUACCCCCAAUAUCUCAAGGAAGUAAGCAUGCAGAGCAGAGAGGAGCCACUGCAGCUGAAGCUGGACACCUACAAAAGCAUCUUCUUCAAGCCUACCUGGGUGGGAUGCUCCUCCACCUGCACCUUCACCUUUCACAACCCCACACGGCUACCCCUGGAGUUCGAGUGGAGAGUCUCCCAGCAGCACCAAAAGAUGCUGGCUGUCCAGCCCUCCAGGGGCAUCAUUCAUCCUAACGAGAACGUUACACUGACAUGGAUCUUCAGCCCUUUGGAGGAGACCAAGUACCUGUUCCGAGUGGGGAUGUGGGUCUGGGAAGCCAAAGAGCCGAAAAAGGCCACACCUCAAGCCACCAUGCACUACCGGAUUCGGCUGGUGGGCAUGGGCGUUACCGGAUGCCUCUCUGCAAAGCCAAAGGAGCUGGACUUUGGGAACGUACUGGUGAACAGCCGGGAGGUCAAGUCUUUGCUACUCCUGAAUGAUGGCAACUGCACCCUCUAUUACCGCCUAGUCCUGGAGCAGCACAGGCCCAAAGGCCUCAACAAUGACCCCUGUGCUCUAGAACUCAACCGCUCGGAGGGGACCAUGCCACCUCAUUCCCAGGAUAGCAUCACUCUGACCGCCUGUCCUAAAAGCCAUUCCCAGUAUUCCUGGACCAUUAGCUACUGUCUCCUGUCCCACAGAGAUAGCAUGCCUGGUGAAAAGCAACAACUGUGCCUUGUCUCCCUGGUGGCUGUGUACCCUUUACUCUCCAUCCUGGAUAUCUGCUCCAUGGGCAGUGCUGAGGGCAUCACUCGCAAGCACCUAUGGCACCUCUUCUCCCUGGACACACUCAAUAGUUACUUAGCACGCGACCCAACCGAGAAGGAGCUCACCUACAAGGUGCCCACCCGGCACAGCAUGAGCCACACACCCCCUGUCUUCACGCCUCUGAAGCUGGAUUUCAAUUUUGGAGCAGCACCACUCAAUGCCCCACCCUCCGUGGUGCUCCUCGUACUGAAGAACAGUGGACUGGUGCCCUUGGACUGGGCCUUCCUCUUUCCAAGCGACCAGCAGCUAGACACGGAUCUGUGGGCAGAUGAAUCAGAGCUCAACUUCGCUGAGCUCCACCAAAUGCGUGCAGAGGAUAAUUGCCUCUUCAUCAUCAACCCCAAGACUGGAAGCCUGAGCCCUGGGAAGGAGCAGAUGGUGGAACUCAAAUACAGCCACCUGUUUAUCGGCACUAAUCACCUCUCUGUGCUCUUCAAGGUGUCCCAUGGACGGGAGAUCCUGCUCCACUUCAUAGGCGUGACGGUAAAGCUGGAGCAGAAGUACGUGCACUUCACCUCUGCCACCCACCAGUUCAUCCCUGUCCCCAUCGGCGACACGCUGCCCCCACGCCAGAUUUACGAGCUGUAUAACGGUGGCUCCGUUCCUGUGACGUACGAGGUCCAGACCAGUGUUCUGUCACAAAUUCAAGAAAAAAAUUUUGAUCAUCCUAUUUUCUGCUGCCUGAACCCCAAAGGGGAGAUCCAUCCAGGAACCACUGCUCGGGUUCUGUGGAUCUUCUCACCCAUCGAGGCCAAGACCUACACGGUGGACGUACCAAUACACAUCAUUGGAUGGAAUUCAGCUGUCAUCCGCUUCCAAGGAGUGGGAUAUGACCCCUAUAUCAUGGGUGACACCGCCCCCUUCCACAACCUCUUCUCAUGGGACAACAACUCCACCUACUCUCGGCUGAUGGUUCCUGGGCAGAAUGUCUUCUUGUCCCAGUCUCAUGUCUCUCUGGGAAACAUCCCUGUGCAGAGCAAGUGUAGCCGUUUGCUCUUUCUCAACAACAUCUCCAAGAAUGAGACAAUUGUCUUCACCUGGCAGCCAAGGACCUUAGACUUCGGAGAGGUAACUGUGAGUCCUGUGGAAGGAGAAGUGGCUCCUGAAGGGGCAGCCCCAAUCUUAGUGACCCUGAAGACCUCCGUUCAUGCCUGCUUCUACAGCGUGGACCUGAUAUGCAAGGUAUACCGGCAAGAACUCAUGCGGCAAUAUCACAAGGAGCUACAGGAGUGGAAUGAAGAGAAGGCCCGGCAGGAGGUGGAGUUCACCAUCACGGAUAAGAAAGUGAAGAAGAAAACAUUUUGCACAGCCUGUGAACCUGCAAAAAAGUACAAGACGCUGCCUCCCAUCACAAACCACCUGUGUCUGGGCCGGCCCGCCAGCUGGAACCUGAAGGUGGCAAAGGAGAAGACAUCAUGGCCGUGUCCUCAACCACCUGUGCCAGGCCUGCUCUGUCUAGGCCUCACCGCGAGGGCCCAUGCCAUCGACUACUACCUGGCCAACUUCUUCUCAGAGUUUCCCUGCCACUUCCUGCACCGGGAGCUGCCAAAGAAGAAAUCCUUCAGGGAAGAGACGAAAGCCUUUGAGGAAGAACCCCUGGACAAAGUGAGCCCUGACUCGAGGCAGAAGAAGCAGAUUGUGGUUGACUGCCUCUCCUCCAUCAUCAGGGGCCUGCUGGAAGACAAGACUUUUCAAGAAGCUGUGGACCAAAGCCUGGUGGAGCAGGUGCCUUACUUCUGCCAGUUCUGGAAUGAGCAGUCAGCCAGACUCCUAGCCCAGAAGAGCAGCUUGUAUUUAAUGCCAAUCCUGUCCCUGUCCUCAAGCUGCUUUGAGGAAGAGAAAGACAAAGACCAGGAGGAGGACAAAUACACCCUUGAGAAGAAGUUAAGAGAUGAAGAAGAGGUUGAGCUGGAAGAGGAAGUGGCAGAAGAGGAGGAAGUGGAGGAGACAGAAGAGGAGCCAAUCAAGGAGGAAAUGGAAGAGGAAAUGGACAAGGAAGCAAAAUUGACCUGGUCAGUGAUGAAGGCUGCCACACCGCUGUCUAAGUCCCAGCAGGCCCUGCAGUGGCAAUGGCAGCAGGAUCUGAAAGCCAUAAUAAAGGAGGAGCAAGAAAAUGAUGAGAAGGAAGCCAUUGGAAGGCUGUCAGCUUUUACCAACCUGCAGGAAGCGAUACUGCAGAACAUGAUCCAGAACAUCCUGGUGGAGGCAAGCCGUGGGGAGGUGGUCCUCACCUCGAGGCCCCGCAUCAUGCCCGUCAACAUGAACAGGGCGGAUGCCCUAUUGCCGAUGCAACAAGAUGUAUUCAGCUCUGGGGCGCAGCACACUCCUGACUGUGUGCUGCUGACUGCACCCAGCAACUCUAACAUUGCCUAAAUUGCCCCUGGUCCCU
Molecule: messenger RNA, 5590 nt
Organism: Psammomys obesus (fat sand rat)
Lineage: Eukaryota; Metazoa; Chordata; Mammalia; Rodentia; Muridae
Gene: Cfap65
Product: cilia and flagella associated protein 65
Source: RefSeq, a predicted model, not a curated record